AUGCUGACAGACAGGAUGAACCAGGGGGCGACUCUGGUGGCAGCUGGUGGGAAAAUCAGCGAUGGCAGCGCGACGAAUGGAAAUGGCAAGGAGAAGGCCGUGACGGAUGGCACGGAGGAGGGAAAGCAUCCCACAUCUCUGCCUGGUCGGCCGAUGACUGGCAAAGCACUGGCGAAGAGAGCAAGGGCAGCUGGGACAGACAGCAGGAUGGACGAAACGACUCCGGCACCUGGCACGGUGAUGCGCAAUGGCACAGCUGGCAAUCCCAUGAUGGACAGCAAAACAACAGGCAACACAAUGAGCGAGGAACCAGUUCGGGAGAUCAUCGCGACAAUGUCUGGCGUGCCGGUGCACGGGAGCAGAACCGAAGGCACGGGAAGAAGCUUGUCAUUCAGGGAGCAACUUUCUCUCGGCUCCGGCGCAAUAGCUUCCCGACGAAGCCGACGAGGAAUGUGGGGCCAACAGGUCCUCGAGAUGAGAGGAAAGCCAGGAAAACAGCCCCCAUGA
This is a messenger RNA of Symbiodinium necroappetens, 507 nucleotides long. The record is from the annotation of a GenBank genome assembly. Lineage: Eukaryota; Dinophyceae; Suessiales; Symbiodiniaceae.